CUCUCACGAGAAAGAACUGAAGAGAGAGAAACAGAGAGGCCCAUCACAAUAAAACGCUCCCCCUAUCACCGCACGGCGCCGGGCAGAGGGCAGUGGAGAGAGAGAGAGAGAUGGCGUCCAGCUCAUCGUCCCCUCCGUUGCCGGUGCCGCGGUUCUCUCUCGCGCUCCUCCUCCCCGUCGUCCUGCUGCUGCUGCUGCGCGGCGAAGGCGUGGUCGAGGCCAGGCCGCCGCCGCCGCUGCACGGCGUGCGGCCGCUCGCCUUCGAGGAGGGGUACAACCAGAUCUUCGGCAGCGGCAACCUCGCCCUCCGCCGCAACGGCAGGCGCGUCCGCCUCUCCCUCGACGAAUCCACCGGCGCCGGGUUCGCGUCGCAGGACCUGUUCCUCCACGGCUUCUUCAGCUCCGCCAUCAAGCUCCCCGCCGACUACGCGGCCGGCGUCGUUGUCGCAUUCUAUCUGUCGAACGGGGACGUUUACGAGAAGACGCACGACGAGCUGGACUUCGAGUUCUUGGGCAACGUGCGGGGGCGCGAGUGGCGGGUGCAGACCAACGUGUACGGCAACGGCAGCACCCACGCCGGCAAGGAGGAGCGCUACGACCUCCCCUUCGACCCCACCGACGACUUCCACCACUACUCCAUCCUCUGGACCCAAGAACGCAUCAUAUUCUACGUGGACGAGACCCCGAUCAGGGAGGUGGUGAGGACGGCGGCCAUGGGCGCGGCGUUUCCCUCCAAGCCGAUGUCCCUCUACGCCACCAUCUGGGACGGCUCCGCCUGGGCCACGCUCGGCGGCCGGUACCGCGUCAACUACAAGUACGCGCCGUUCGUCGCCGAGUUCGCCGAUCUCGUCCUGCAGGGCUGCCCCGUCGACCCCACGGACCACUCCACGACGGCGGCGGCCUGCGACGCGAGCGGCAGCCUCGAGUCGCUCGCCUUGUCCGCCGAGCAGCGCGCAGCCAUGGCGGCGUUCCGGCGCGGUCACAUGUCCUACUCUUACUGCCACGACCGGAGACGGUACCCGGUGGCAUUGUCCGAGUGCGACGCCGUGGAGGGCCUCCUCUCCGGCCGCAUGUUUGGCCCCGACGGGAUGAAGCAGCACCGGCGCCACCGGGGCGCCGCGCGCGGUCAUCGCGCCCAGGACGACCUGAUGUGAUCCCGGCCUGCCGCCAGCACCGGCAUUGGACUGACUCUAGGCUGUAUCAAGGCAAGGCGGGGCGGCGUAAGCAGGCGGGCAUGAUUUCGCGGUGGUGACCGUCCGGGAUUCAACGCUCGCACGCAUACCCUGCCCCAUUCGCCAUGGGAUUAGCUCUCUCGCGUUUAUUGCCGCACGGGACCAUUUCCGUGCCAACGCCUGCAAUUGAUCAAGUUACCGCUCAUUGCUUCCCAGCUCUCGCACAGAAGGAAAAUCGUCGUCGUCGUCAUAAUUUAGAUGCUCGUGAGCGCGUGUUAAGGAUAGGGUCGAGACGCUCGUGAUCGACAGGAGUUCGUGGCUUUGUGGCGCAGGCUGUGGGGCGUCGCCUCCGUGACCUUACCGGUGGCGCGUCGCCUUGCGUUGAUGAGUGAGACGGCGGGCGCUGGGCUCCACGGCGGCACAUGGCGUGUC
Phragmites australis (common reed) is the source of this 1604-nucleotide messenger RNA. Its product is annotated as probable xyloglucan endotransglucosylase/hydrolase protein 28. The coding region runs from base 111 to 1154 and encodes 347 amino acids. The record is from RefSeq and is a predicted model, not a curated record. The transcript has 4 exons. Gene Ontology annotation, cellular component: apoplast; cell wall. Lineage: Eukaryota; Viridiplantae; Streptophyta; Magnoliopsida; Poales; Poaceae. Gene Ontology annotation, biological process: xyloglucan metabolic process; cell wall biogenesis. Gene Ontology annotation, molecular function: hydrolase activity, hydrolyzing O-glycosyl compounds; xyloglucan:xyloglucosyl transferase activity.